Molecule: messenger RNA, 1620 nt
Organism: Brassica napus (rape)
Lineage: Eukaryota; Viridiplantae; Streptophyta; Magnoliopsida; Brassicales; Brassicaceae
Product: short-chain dehydrogenase/reductase family 42E member 1-like
Exons: 4
Coding region: 114-1598 (494 amino acids)
Biological process (GO): steroid biosynthetic process
Molecular function (GO): 3-beta-hydroxy-Delta5-steroid dehydrogenase (NAD+) activity
Source: RefSeq, a predicted model, not a curated record
AGACACGUGCUUCAAAUUACAAUGAGGUUCUCGUGAAUAACGCAUAUAAGUAUAUUAGUAUAUAUAUAUACUUCAUAAUGUGCCAUUAAUACCUUAAUUAUAUCAUACCGAAAAUGGAGAUGAACCAAGAGGAGAACAUAGGAAUACAAGGCAGAGUCGUAGCCGUGACUGGUGGGUUGGGUUUAGUCGGUUCCAACGUAUGCCUUGAGCUGCUCCGGCGUGGAGCUCUCCAGGUCCGCUCCUUAGACUGUCGCAAAACCUCUCCCUGGUCCGACCAUCUCACAGAAUCGGGCGUCCACUGCAUAAACGGAGAUGUUGUGAGUAUAGAGGACGUAGAAGAGGCUCUUGACGGAGUAGACUGUGUGAUUCAUCUAGCUUCGUACGGUGGUUCGGGUAAGGAAAUGGUUCAGACUCGUCGGAUAGAGGAGGUCAACGUCGAAGGUACUCGUAACGUUUUGGAAACCUGUGUGAAGAAAGGGAUCACGAAGGUUGUGUAUUUGAGCUCAAACGGUGUCGUUUUCGGUGGAAAAGAGAUUGAGAAUGGAGAUGAAACUCUUCCUUGUUUAUCUUCCAAUCAAUACGUCGGCCCGUAUGAUCAGACUAAAUCUGUUGCUGAACAGUUGGUUCUCAAGAACAACGGUCGUAUUGUCGAGACUAGGAGUGGGCAUGGAAGUCUUUUAUCUACGUGUGCGAUUCGUUGUCCACUUGUUUACGGACCUGCUGAAGAGAAGUAUCUUGAUAGGCUAAUCUCUGAUGCAAGAUUAGGUUUAUUACUCUUCAAAAUCGGCGAUCCAAACUCGAAAAUCGACUGGAUUUAUGUGGAUAACAUAGUACUAGCACUCAUGUUAGCGACCACCGGUUUAAUGUCUAAAUACUCAAAAGUUGCUGGGAAGGCCUACUUUGUUUCAGAUGGUAGUCCUAUAAAUUUCUUUGAGUUUCUCCAGCCACUACUGAAGAAUUUAGAUUAUGACCUGCCCAAGUCAUCGCUAUCUAUUCCACUUGCGGUUUCACUCGGAAAUAUAUGCAAAGCUAUAUACAUAAUGCUAUCUCCAUUGCUGAACCAACGGUGGAUUCCACAACCACUGAUUCUUCCACCAGAAGUUUAUAAGGUGGGAGUGACUAACUACUACUCGAUCCAGAAAGCCAAGGAAGAACUAGGUUACGAGCCCAAGACACAUCCGGAAGAAGCCAUGACCGAAACUAUUACAUAUUUUAAAGACAAGAAGAGAAGAGAAGUGGAUGGACCGAGCAUUUACGCUUGGCUUUUCUGUGUGAUCGGUUUGCCUAGCAUUCUAUCGGUUGCAUGGCUACCUGAUAUUGGACCCAUACCGUUCCUUCGAGUCAUUGCACUGUUUAUCUUCAGGUCUAUGUUGGCAUUGAGGAUAGCGUCGGGGAUUGUGGUGACAGCGCACGUGAGUGAAGCGUUCUAUGCGUUGUGGCUUGCUAGGAGAGUGGAUCCGAGGAACGCAACAGCUUGGUUUUGGCGAACGCUGCUUCUCGCUACUUUCUCCCUUCGUUUACUUUGGAAAAGAAGAGGCAAGGAAGUGGAGCAAACAGCAAUAAGAGAAGGUCUUCUAACCGACUCAAUGUCAGUUUAGUAACUGAAGAUUCGUCAUGCAG